GUCAGACAUUUUUUUUUGUUUUACGGCAGAUGAGAGUUACACGUGGUGAUUGGUGAUCAUUAGGAGACUGCAGCGAACAGGCGAGCAAGUAUGAAGAGACCGAAGUUAAAGAAAGCAAGCAAGCGUCUGACAUGCUCCAAACGUUAUAAAAUACAGAAAAAGGUCCGUGAACACAACAAGAAGCUCAGAAAAGAAGCAAAAAAGCAAAAGGUACGCAAAGUGAAGAAAGACCCGGGAAUACCCAAUGCCGCUCCAUUUAAAGAAGAGAUCCUCAGAGAAGCAGAGCACAGAAAGCUACAGCUUGAGGAACUUAAAGAAAAACAGAAGCUCACCAAACAGAAGGAACGUGCAAAGAAAAGAAAACUUGAAGCUGAAAAAAACGACCCAGCGACUAAGGCUAAAAAAGCUAAAAAGGAACAGACUGUCAAGAAACAGCUGAAGUCUACCAGCAAUAAAGAUAAAAAUUCAAAAACAUUAUUCUGCAGUGAAUUGAAAAAGGUCAUUGAGGCCUCGGAUGUCAUCCUUGAGGUCCUGGACGCCAGGGACCCUCUUGGUUGUCGCUGUCUACAGGUGGAAGAGACCAUCUUGAACUUGGAAGGAAAAAAGCAACUCAUUUUGGUAUUAAAUAAAAUUGAUUUGGUGCCCAAGGACAAUGUGGAGAAAUGGCUGAAGUAUCUUCAGAAUGAAUUUCCAACUGUGGCCUUCAAAGCAUCGACACAGCUUCAGGACAAAACCGUGCAACAGAAGAAGCGUAGAGCUGCAAGUGGAGCUGUUGAUUUAACUAAAGGUGUGACCUGUCUCGGGAGCGAUUUCCUCUUGCAGCUCCUGGGAGACUUCUACCGGUCUCGAGGGACAGACGAUGCCAUCAAGGUUGGAGUUGUGGGCUUUCCAAAUGUGGGGAAAAGUAGCUUAAUAAACAGUAUGAAAAAAAUGAGAGCUUGUCAUGUGGGGAUAUCAAGAUGUACUACAAGGUGUAUGCAGCUGGUGCACAUUGAUAAGAGUGUGAAGAUGCUCGACAGCCCCGGUAUCAUAGCGGGUUCAUUAAACUCUGCAGUUUCUUUGGCUUUAAGAAGUGCAUCAGAGAUGGAGGAGUUAGUAAACCCGCUAGAGGCAGUCAAUGCCCUACUGAAACACUGCAAUAAGCAGCAGGUAAUGCUGCAGUAUAAUAUUCCUAACUACAGAAAUUCCCUGGAGUUUUUAACACUGUUUGCCAUGAAACGGGGUUGCCUGAAAAAAGGUGGUGUUCCUGACACACAGAAAGCUGCAGAGACCCUGUUGAAUGACUGGACUGGGGCUAAAGUGAGCUACCAUUCGAAGCCCCCUGAGCAACACAAAUUUCCCUCUCACCUCUCUGAAACUGCUGUAGCAGAAAGGCUGAAGGAGUGGGGGACGGAAAAGCUUGAACAAGGCAACUUGAACACCAUCAAAAAUGUGAAGUGUCCCAACAUGGCAAGCAGCAUCGUGUUCCAUUCCACAGGCCCAACUGAUGGAGUUCUGGACGAGGGAGUGGUGAAGGAGCCAGAUGAAGGGCAAGAUGAAGAUGAAGAGGUGGAGAUUGGUAGUGAGGAGGAAGAGGAAGAGGAGCUGGAGCUGGAUGAAAUCAAACCCAAAGUCAAGAAGGUCUUGCCAGUUGACAAAGCAUCAAAUGGUAAAUCAGAAGAAAAGACAACUGGGGCGCAGUCAACACUGCAGUCACAGGUGGUACCCGUUAGCAUAGACUUUUCUUCAUCCAAGAAAGAUGAUGAUGCAUAUGACUUUAACACGGACUUCAAUUAAAAUGAGCGUUUACCAGAGAGCUUCCUUCAUGGGAGGCAAACGCUGGUGAAACAACCAACUGUCUUACUGAGUAAGACUGAACUGCAGCACAUGUAUUUGUUGUAAUCUGAAUUUGUCACAAGCCCCAACAACAAAGGACUGUAAAUCUGAUGUGUAAAUCACUGUACAUACCCUUGAAGAUGCAAAGCCAAUGGAAUGUCAAGUUUUCUUGUUGUUUUACUGAAAAAUGACAGUGUGUUAAAAUUGUUUUUUAAAUCCAGCAUGGUAACAUUAGUCGUGACAAAUGCGUGGUCACCUUAUUCUACAUUGUUUCAUGUAAAAACUACCUAUUUUGUAAUACCGUAUUGUGCCAGUGUAACUUCAUUGCACAGAAAUUAAAGGAACUGUUCAUGUUGGAGAUAAUGUUUUGUUCAUUUCAUUAUAAAAAAAUACCGAAUGCAGCUCUAGAAAAGGAAACCCAGUUUGACAACUGUAAGUAAGUGAAAGUGCUGAUUGUGUAUAGAACAACAGUAAUAAGAAAAGUGUCAGUAAAAAAUAUUAAUACUGGUUUAACUAUUGUAAUGAAUACUGCCGCAGGACAAAUUAAGAUUUAACUCAAAUUUUCAACAGCUGAUAUAUAAAAAUAAGUUACACAAAAGAAAGAAUAGUGGCAGCAUUUUGUCAGAUUUCUUGCUACUUUUGCAUUAUUUUCAUAAUCAAUUGAGGGAGAGGGGAGCCCCCUGCCCCCUAUACACAGAAUUGGUACAGACUUAAUCUGUUAUUCUCUUUGUGUUUGUUUAAUUUUAAGAUAAUUUAACACUACAUUUUGCAUAAAACAGUAAGAAAAUGUCAUGCAUUGUUUUAUUGGGUAAAAUAAAGAGUCAAAAAUGUACUUUUUAAUAAAAACCUGGCUGGUAA
Molecule: messenger RNA, 2673 nt
Organism: Acipenser ruthenus (sterlet)
Lineage: Eukaryota; Metazoa; Chordata; Actinopteri; Acipenseriformes; Acipenseridae
Product: guanine nucleotide-binding protein-like 3
Exons: 15
Coding region: 91-1776 (561 amino acids)
Cellular component (GO): nucleolus
Molecular function (GO): GTP binding
Source: RefSeq, a predicted model, not a curated record